AUGAGCUUGUCUCUCAUUCAAGGCUAUUCGUCUGCUGAAGAAGAUGAACCCCACCAACCUCCCAUCCACGAUUCCGACACCGACGACCAAGAAUACGCCGACGAAAACGCCGGCGAACCCUCCGCCGCUUCCCAUCCGUCGUUGGGAGAUAGAUCUAUCUUCGACCACCUUCCCCCACCUCCUUCUGCUUCCGGUCUUCCUUCUGCAUUCGACGCUUUCUCCGAAAUUCCAGGACCACCUCAAUUCCUCAAUAAUAGCGUGGAUGAGUUCAAUCCAGCAAAACAGGCUGAUCAACGAGGUUCAAGAAGGCAUCGCAGGGAGAAGAGGGAUUUACCCACAGGUGUUCUAUAA
Messenger RNA from Vicia faba (fava bean), 351 nucleotides. Lineage: Eukaryota; Viridiplantae; Streptophyta; Magnoliopsida; Fabales; Fabaceae. The record is from the annotation of a GenBank genome assembly.